CUCAGAGCUGCUAAAGUUCUCUUCAAGUUUCUUCUUAAGUUCUUUAGAAGAGACAUGGCACAAACUGGACUUAUGAUUUUUAUACUUAUAAGCAUACUACUGCUGGAUCAGACCAUCAGCCAGGCUUCCAAAUUCAAAGCCAGGAAGCACAGCAAACGUAGAGUGAAAGAAAAAGAUGACCUAAAGACGCAGAUUGACAAAUUGUGGCGAGAAGUAAAUGCUCUGAAAGAAAUGCAAGCACUUCAGACAGUCUGUCUUCGUGGGACAAAGGCCCAUAAGAAGUGCUACCUCGUAUCAGAAGGCACCAAACCUUUUCAUGAAGCCAACGAAGACUGCAUAGCCAAGGGGGGGACACUGGCUAUCCCAAGGAAUAACGAUGAAACAAACGCUCUUCGAGAUUAUGGCAAAAAAAGCAUGCCUAGAGCAUCUGAGUUUUGGUUGGGUGUCAAUGACAUGAUAAAUGAAGGGAAAUUUGUUGAUGUCAAUGGCAUGGCUCUACAGUACUUCAAUUGGGAUCGUGCCCAACCAAACGGGGGGAAGCGUGAAAACUGUGUCUUUUUUUCUCAGUCAUCACAAGGCAAGUGGGUGGACGAAGUCUGCCGUACUGCCAAAAGGUAUAUUUGUGAAUUUCUGAUCCCAUAAUUACAUAUACAAAUGACCAUGACCAUGUUUUUUGUUAUUAACAUGCAGUUUUGCUUGUUAAUAACCCCUCCCA
This is a messenger RNA of Balearica regulorum gibbericeps (East African grey crowned-crane), 715 nucleotides long. RefSeq names its product C-type lectin domain family 3 member A (gene CLEC3A). Lineage: Eukaryota; Metazoa; Chordata; Aves; Gruiformes; Gruidae. The record is from RefSeq and is a predicted model, not a curated record. Gene Ontology annotation, biological process: ossification.